Pocillopora meandrina is the source of this 3741-nucleotide messenger RNA. The record is from the annotation of a GenBank genome assembly. Lineage: Eukaryota; Metazoa; Cnidaria; Anthozoa; Scleractinia; Pocilloporidae.
AUGAAGAGGGGUAGUAGUUUUUGUAUUGUUCUGAUAGCAUUUGUUUUAACAACACUUGUGGUCCUUCGACCCUGCCAAGGACUAACGGCCGGUGGAAAUAACUGGUCUAGAAGAUCAAAACCUGAGGUGUGUAUUAAAACGUCUUCCUUAUAUCUCAAUAACAGAACUUACUGUACUCCUUUAAACGACCAGACUUAGUGCAAGAUAAAGUGGUCGCUUAAGAGCGGCAGUGAUUCCAAAACUGUUGGGGUAAACAUAGAUUUUUUAGUACAACUAAUUCUAAAUCAAGUAAGACAGUUUGGAAGUAUGAACCUGAAAUAAGCGCAUCGAAACAACGAAUUGUUUAGUACAUUGGAAUUCUAACUAUAAUGUCAGUGGUUUUCGUGGCUGUAGAACAUAACUCCCUCGCAAUCUUAUGGACGGCAGCUUACAGACGAGACAGAACAAAGCUUUUUUGGCUUGGUUGUCCUUUGUCUUGGUUGCCAAAGACAAAGGUUUUGAAACAAUAAUUGACUAAGAAACAAAAAAAUUUUGUUUGUUUUAUUUAAUUUUAUGUUAUUGUCCUCAUUAUAUUGUUGCAGUUGCCACUGAAAAUUCCUUACAGCGGAAGUGGCAAUAAAAUAUGCAUGUAUAUAUGUAGCUAGAAACUUUCGAUUUUAUGGGGAAAGGCAUUUCCCUCACGGUUGGAGUAAUGUGUUCAGUGUCGAUCGAUAAAUCCACGAAGGUCCACGCCCCAAUGAGCGCCAUUGUGUUGCGUUUAACAAGUCAUCUUUACAUUGUAGGAAAAUAAGUAAGAGCCAGUCGAUGUGAUAUCCCAUGAUGAUAACCAUACCCCUGGCCGCUGCAAUAAACGCAAUUAGUGCUUUAGCUGAAAUCUUCUUUUAUCUUCUUCACCCCUUGCCAACCCUGUCUCAUCGAGUAAUUUUUUUCAAUUUUUUUUGUGUGUUUUUUGGAAUUUUGGUUUUUUUCAUAUCGUAUCAAAUUGACACUUAGGCACAAAAUAUCAGAACGCGCUUGAGGAAGUAUGUGCACAUUCAAGGCGCAGUACAAGUGUAGUAUCAUUAUAUCAUCAUUAGAUCAAGACCUUUUACCUCAAUGCUAACCUCUUGCCCAGAUACUUAGUCCCGGAGGCUCUACGUUUGGGAUCAUACUGAGGCCAAUAAAAAUUCUCAACUUUAGUCAAUAGUAUCCUGUGAAAUCUCCUUUAAUCAUAUGGUCUUAAAGAUAAAAUAUUUCCUCUUUAAUUAAAAGAGCGACAACACAAAAUGAUGAAACGUCUGCUUUGUAGCUGUGUUGAAGAUGUUCUCAUCACUUUGAUAUGAGUAGAAAAAGCAUGGUUUUAAGUUAUCUUUGUUCUUUUUUGACCACUUCCAUCAGUGCGACGUAUUGGCAAAUCUUUUUCUGGCCUAAAUAUAAAAAUUAUACGAGUACACGAUCAGUUAACAAUAUAAAAUGCUGCUCCAAAUUUUAGUCAGAGCAGGACCUUUGAAACAACUCUCAUUUACAUAAUUGCAGAUAUAUAUCCAUUACAAAGUCACUCAUCAGUUGUUACAGUAAUGUCGAUUCGUUCAACUUUUCGUGGGUCAGAUCAUAUUAGAACUCAGGAAAUUGAAAAUCAUUACUUUACAUUCUCCUAACAUUUUAAAUCAGCAGCUUCCGAUACCCACAUUUGCAUUUAAGACUCCGAAUCGGAAGACAAUAAAUCCUAUUAUUUCCGCGCCCACGUCGCCAGAAGCUUAAAGAACCAAAUCGCAUUUAAAAAAACAAAUAAUUUCCUAUUCAUGUGCCAAAUGAAUAAAGUUUGAAAUCUUCGUGUUGAAAUGAACUUUUCAAAACGUCAUUUGACAAUUUAAAACGGUUUAUUAGAUUUCAGGACACUAAACCUUGGUAGACUAUAUGCACCCCUUUUAUGACACUUGUGCAACGUUCUAACUUAGAAAAAAAAUAUGGAGCCGUAAAACGCCAAGUGAAGUUAUUAGGGAGAGUUUCCAUAUGUCUAAAAAGCAGAUUUUACAUAAAAAAUUCGCUUGUAAUGCUACGUAGCGUGCAAAUUUAUGCAUAGAAAUAUGAAACGGCUCAAAAGAUCAGGCCUUUACUUGAACAUCAAAAAUUACGAUUCCGACCAAUAUCCUACUGGUUGAGAAAAAGUUAUUCAGACUUGGCGUUUAUUUCCGAGCGAUCAUUAUUUACGGGGCUUAAACAAUUUUUUUUAAAGGUAAAGUUGCUUAUUCAAUCAGCUCUCAAACGCUAUAAAUAUGAAUAAUGAUCGUCUUGAGAAUGAUCUUCAAAAAGAAACCCCGCCCGCGAACUGUUCCUAAAACAGAAAAUCAUGCAGAAAUUUUGGGUGUUUUUUCUCGUUGUUUCGUUCGUCGCUGUAGCUAACUUCAUUUCAAAAACCAACGGAAUUGCCGCCGGUGGGUCUACAUGGAAAUCGAAAAGAAAUUCGGAGGUUGGAUCAAUAGAACUUUUCUUCAAUGACUAUAAUUUACACCACAUGAUUGCUCUAUUAUACUUGGCACAUGUUCAUGUUCUAUGGCUGACCAUUCUUUAGCAUACUCAUUGCUCUCUAUCAUUACUUUGUUAUUGCAGUAACGAAACGAUAAUUAAAAAGCGCUAAAAAUUAUAUGUAUACACAUACAUACAUACAUACAUAUAUACAUAUAUACAUAUACAUAUAUAUGCAUAUAUGCGUCCUCUUUAAUUCUCUAACUUAUGUAUGUAUAUAUAUAUAUAUAUAUAUAUAUAUAUAUACACACAUAUAUAUAGAUGCCAUUUUACCCGUUUUUAGUUGAGAACAUAUUCGAUGUUUCAUUUUGAUUGAGUAAAGGACUCAAGCACCGUCAGAAGUCAAUUGUUAUGAUAAUCAAAUCGCAACAUGUAUGAUUUCAAUGUCACUUGUCGAUUCAAAAUGCUAUUGGAGACACUCUGAUCAUUUUAAAAUCAAAUUUCACAUUCAGAAACUUGUCCAUUUUGGUGGAAACAAACUUAAACUUGAACCUUUUUGGUUGUUUUUAAGUUACGCGUCGAGUUAAAUUAAAAAAGAAUUUUCCAUUUCUAACUUCAGCUUUGAAGGAGGAUUUUCUGAAAGCCUUUAUUUUCUGAAAAGGUAUCGCAAGACAUAUUUAAAUCGGUGACUUUUAUGAUAUAAAAAACUGGUAUGUCUCAUAACAAUAUCUUUGUUCAAUUACGGCUUUUGGUAACCUUGAAUUUGGACAGAACGCUUAUUCAGUUGUUCAUGAUAACUUACAGCCUGAACAAAUCAGCUGAUAAUAUUUUGGUCCGCUUUGACUAUGCCAGGAAUCCACCAAUCGAAAAUUCGAAGAACGAAAUGGAAGCUGCGUACGAGGUUCCUUGAAUACUUUAUGAGGAUCGAAUGGGCAGAAUCUUAUCUCUCUCCCCUACUCUUAGAACACGAGAAAAUCUUCUAUUGAUCACUGAUUUUCAAUCUUUUUUCUUAGGCAAAGCGAGCAUUGGAGAGUAUGUGUAGAGCAGCAAGAGAGCAUUGCAAGCGUGAGGUCCUUUCUGACGACUUCGACCUGCCUCGACUCCGCCCCGGUCAAUAAAAUUCAAAGUUUCAGUUAUUCGAGGAGAAGAGAGAUUAUCCACGAUAGAGAAAGAGGACUUCUAUUGUCAUAGCAGAAUAACUGAAUCUAGAGACAUUUGAUAACACCAUUGACUUGUAUUUAACCGACCUAAUUAACUAUGAAAUAAAUUGCGACGUUUGAUUCAGUCAUGAUGCAC